UCAUUCCCAUUGCAUAUCUGUUCUCGACUGCGCAAAAAAUUGAACUCCAGUCCAGAUUAUUUGAUAGAUAGUUUUUGGCCUAUUACCGUUUGAUCAUCACCAUGGAGGUUCUAUUAGGAAUUACUGGAAAGGACUUCACUCUCAUUGCGGCAUCCAAAGCUGCUAUGAGAGGGCCCACUAUCCUGAAGUCUACCGACGAUAAGACACGUAAAUUGAACAAGCAUACCCUCCUUGCAUACUCCGGGGAGGCAGGCGACACAGUACAAUUUGCGGAAUAUAUCCAAGCCAACGCCCAACUUUACUCCAUGCGAAAUGAAACCGAGCUUAGCCCUUCUGCCGUCGCUAAUUUCGUACGAGGAGAACUCGCAAGAAGCCUACGAUCGAGGAGCCCUUAUACGGUUAAUCUUCUACUCGGCGGUGUCGAUCCUAUCACACAAAAGCCUAGUCUGUACUGGCUGGACUACCUAGCGUCAUUGGCACAAGUACCCUAUGCUGCUCAUGGCUAUGCCCAGUACUACUGUCUCUCAAUUCUUGACAAGCAUCACCAUCCAGAUAUCAGUUAUGAAGAGGGCCUUAAACUGUUGGAAAAGUGCACCGACGAGCUGAAGCGGAGGUUGCCAAUUGAUUUCAAAGGAGUCUUCGUCAAAGUAGUAACGAAAGAUGGAAUAAAGGAGGUAGAUUUUGAUUCUAGCAACAACAAGCAGGUUGUCAGCGCUUAAUGAUGUAUUUUUCAUUUGAUUCCCAUUCCAGUAUAGCUCUUGAGUCGUCUCGAAGUCAUGAUUUCAAGUAACGGAUCGAUUUUGUCCCGGGUGGUUUCUGGGCCAGGUCAUCUCGUAAUGUCAGAUUUGCAUUUUGAAGGCUUAAGCAGCGACAGGUAUGUCAUGCGGCGAAGCAAUCUAGUUUCUUAGCCAUUGAGUAU
Molecule: messenger RNA, 919 nt
Organism: Coccidioides posadasii C735 delta SOWgp
Lineage: Eukaryota; Fungi; Ascomycota; Eurotiomycetes; Onygenales; Onygenaceae
Gene: PRE1
Product: Proteasome subunit beta type-4
Biological process (GO): proteasomal protein catabolic process
Cellular component (GO): proteasome core complex; cytosol; nucleus
Source: RefSeq, a predicted model, not a curated record